CCCCGAGGUCUGCCCGGAGCCACAUCGUUCGCGGGAGUUCGCGAAGCGGAAAUCGCGCGAUCGAGUGAACUCAGGGAAGACGCCGACGACUGCCAUGUCUCGGCGAGCCGACCAGAAUGACGUGAACAGGAAGAAGCUGAGCCUGUUAGAGGAAGCGGCGAGCGCAGAACGCGUGCAGUCGCCCGCAAAUACGCUCUGAAAGGACACGCAUCAGCCCGGUCCGUGCCUAUACGUCCGUCAUGGCUCGUGCUUCAGCGUGCUCGGUUGCCUUGGGUCUUCUGCUCGUCGCCGGCUACUCCGUGGCCGCUCUCGACGUCGUCACGCCGGAGAAGUGCGGAGGCGACUUCAAGGAAGUGCGAGUGAGCCCGUGCCCAGAGUUGCCCUGCAAAUUCGAGAGAGGCAAGAGUGUCCGCAUAGAAGUGGACUUCACUCCUGAGGCCAGCUUUGACAAACUUCAGGCGACGUUCAAAGGGGAACUGUCACCCGGCACCUGGCUGCCCCUGCCGGGCUUCAAGAAAAACGCCUGCGCGAAAAGUGGUCUAUCGUGUCCGCUGGAAGCUGGAAAGCAGUACACUUUUGCCAAGGAGAUUUCAGUGCUGCCGUCAUUUCCUACGCUUCAAGUCAAAUCGGAAAUUCGACUGAAGGAUGGAAAUGGCACGACGAUCUUCUGUUUCUACGUGCCCGUGAAAAUUGCUUGAACAUCAUAGUCACAGUGGCCAACGACGAUUCCGUUUCACGGCCUCAGACCAACUUAUGACGUCCACGGAUCGAAAGAAUGAAUCGUGGUCCUGCUUUAAACUCAAAAGUGCAAUUCUUCGCAACUCUGUCUUGACAAAUUCGUUCUUGUGAACGAUGGACAAUGAUGGAAUUUCCUUUUCGUGGCGCCCAGGAAUGACCUGGCUGUUCGUGCAAUAUACAAGGUAUACGUCAACUAGUAGUCAAGUUUCUGAUAGAAGCCUGCAUGCCUAGCAUAUGGCAGCAUAUUGCAACCACCUCCACCUGUGUGUCGGGGGGGGAGGGGGGAGGGAGCAACUUCUGUCCAGUAAAACGUAAAU
Messenger RNA from Dermacentor albipictus, 1055 nucleotides. Its product is annotated as NPC intracellular cholesterol transporter 2-like. Gene Ontology annotation, molecular function: sterol binding. The record is from RefSeq and is a predicted model, not a curated record. Gene Ontology annotation, biological process: sterol transport. Lineage: Eukaryota; Metazoa; Arthropoda; Arachnida; Ixodida; Ixodidae.